This is a messenger RNA of Coccomyxa subellipsoidea C-169, 235 nucleotides long. RefSeq lists its product as hypothetical. The transcript has a single exon. Lineage: Eukaryota; Viridiplantae; Chlorophyta; Trebouxiophyceae; Coccomyxaceae. The record is from RefSeq and is a predicted model, not a curated record. The coding region runs from base 38 to 196 and encodes 52 amino acids.
CGAGGAGCGCUAGGGGUGAGACUUCUUCGUUGAAGGAAUGCGCAUCGGCAUUCUUUUGAGUUCUCAGGAAGCCGUUUUAAGAUUUUACAUCGUGGACAAGAGUGUCAGUGAGCAAAAGCUUUCCAAGACGGUGUGCUGUACCACGAUUGGAAAUUAUCAAAGAAAUGUCCUGGCAUGUGAAUGUGUGUCUGCAUGAUUCAGCGUGGUCUUGGGCGCUUUUGUAAAUGUUUCUUGC